This is a messenger RNA of Ornithorhynchus anatinus (platypus), 1585 nucleotides long. RefSeq names its product nudix hydrolase 16 like 1 (gene NUDT16L1). Gene Ontology annotation, cellular component: nucleus. The record is from RefSeq and is a predicted model, not a curated record. The transcript has 3 exons. NCBI's taxonomy places the organism in Eukaryota, Metazoa, Chordata, Mammalia, Monotremata, Ornithorhynchidae. Gene Ontology annotation, molecular function: snoRNA binding. The coding region runs from base 30 to 692 and encodes 220 amino acids.
GGCCGGGUCGGGCCGGGCCGGGCGGCAAGAUGUCGGCGUCGGGGGUGCCGGAGCUGAAGCAGAUCAGCCGGGCGGAGGCCAUGCGGCUGGGCCCCGGCUGGAGCCACUCGUGCCACGCCAUGCUGUACGCCGCCAACCCCGGCCAGCUCUUCGGCCGGAUCCCCAUGCGGUUCUCGGUGCUGAUGCAGAUGCGCUUUGAUGGGCUCCUUGGCUUCCCUGGGGGGUUUGUGGAUCGCCGAUACUGGUCCCUGGAAGAUGGUCUAAAUCGGGUACUGGGCUUAGGCUUGGGCUACCUGCGCCUGACGGAAGCCGACUACCUGAGCUCCCACCUGACGGAGGGCCCCCACCGCGUCGUGGCCCAUCUCUACGCCAGGCAGCUGACCCUGGAGGAGCUGCACGCGGUUGAGAUCAGUGCAGUGCACUCCCGGGAUCACGGGCUGGAGGUGCUGGGCCUGGUGCGGGUGCCCCUCUACACCCAGAAGGAUCGGAUGGGCGGCUUCCCCAACUUCCUCAGCAACGCCUUCAUCAGCACCGCCAAGCACCAGCUGCUCUUCGCCCUGAAGAUGCUCAACAUGAUGCCCGAGGAGAAGCUGGCCGAGGCCUUGGCCGCCGCCACCGAGAAACAGAAGAAAGCGCUGGAGCAACAGCAGCAGCGGCAGCAGCAGCAACAGCAGCAGCCUUCUUCCUCGUGAAUCCGUCUCUCCCCCGUCUCGCUUCCGUCUCUCCCCCCUCGUCUCUCCAGAGCCGGCCCGAGCCCCGACCGAGCCGAGGAGAUCUCUUUUCUUCUUUUUCUCCCCCCCCUCCCCCCGACUCCCCCGGCUCCGGGGACCGAGGGGGCCGGAUCCGACUCGCCCCCCUCGGCGGGGUGAGGUUCCGUUACCGAUUUUACCGAGGCCGAGAGGCGGCGCGGUCCGCCCCCUCCCUCCCGCUCCAUCUUCCGUCUCUCAGACUGCGGGCGGCGGAGUCGCGGGCCGGGCCUCUUCCUUCCCACCGGGGCUCGCCCGCCGAUCCCGAGCGGGAGGCGGGGGGGGGGGGGCGGCCGAGAGCCCCGUCGGCUCGCGGAGACCGGACCGGGUCCCCGUCGGGGAUCCUCCCGGGGCCCCGCGCGGGGCGGCCUCGACUCUUCGCGUGAAACCGACGUGGAGGCGCCGCCGUGCCGUCGACCCGGGUUUCGGAUCGAGGGCUCGUGAGACGGGCGGUUGGAGAGCGGCUCCGGGUUUGGCCCGGGGGGACGUCGGAAACGUCCCCGCCCCCCUCCCCUCUCCUCGGCCGAAGGGGAGAGGAGAUGAGGCCAGCGGUUGUGGGGGUGUUCGGGUUGGACGGUGGUUUUUUUUUUUUUGGUUCGUUUGUUUUUGUUUUGUUUUCCCACCUUUCUCUUUUUGGAAGUAUUAGGUUUUCUACUCCUCUGUGUGCGGAACGUGGGUAAGAGUCGUGAGUGACUUGCCCGUGCCCCAGGCCGGUAGUUCCGUCUGAUAGCAGACCCUUUCCUAAGUCCCCAGAAGGUAGGAAGGCAGCGGGCUGGGGUUUAGGUGCAUGGAAUCUGAGGUGAGCUGGAAAGAGAAAAAAAUAAAAUAGCUUCACUGCA